Salvelinus sp. IW2-2015 is the source of this 1795-nucleotide messenger RNA. It is a transcript of the gene ercc8, whose product is annotated as excision repair cross-complementation group 8. Gene Ontology annotation, molecular function: protein binding. The record is from RefSeq and is a predicted model, not a curated record. Gene Ontology annotation, cellular component: nucleotide-excision repair complex; Cul4A-RING E3 ubiquitin ligase complex. NCBI's taxonomy places the organism in Eukaryota, Metazoa, Chordata, Actinopteri, Salmoniformes, Salmonidae. Gene Ontology annotation, biological process: proteasome-mediated ubiquitin-dependent protein catabolic process; transcription-coupled nucleotide-excision repair; protein polyubiquitination.
GCGGUGUUCAAACAUCCUGACGUAACAACAUGGCCACCCACACGUKCCUUGUUGACUGAGAGUUAGCUUGCUAAAUGAUGUUAAAUAAGACAGAUGGCAUAAAAUGAUUCGAUCGGGUUUUUAUCAAUCCCAGAUCACAAAUAUGUAUUGUACACACAAAGCGUUUAAAAAACUAGUUCAGUAGCUAACGAUAUUUAACGUGUAACGUUAGAUGGGUAACCAACCCUCGAGCUAGCUAUGCUAGCUUGAGAACAAACAUAAACAUUCCUGUAAGGCUAGCUAGCUACGAAAUUUAAAGAUUAAUUUAUUUUGGGAAGAUGUUGGGUUUUCUAACAGCAAGACAGGCUGGACUUGACGACCCACUUCGUCUGAGACGGGCAGAGUCAACACGGAGGGUCCUCAAUUUAGAGCUGAAUCAUGACAGAGAUGUGGAUCGAAUCCAUAGCAACGGCAUAAACACCAUAGACAUUGAAGUCAUUGAGGGCAGAUACAUGCUAUCUGGAGGGGCAGAUGGGGUGAUUGUGGUGUAUGACCUGGAGAACAACAGCAGGAAACCCCAAUACACCUGUAAAGCAGUCUGCACUGUAGGCAGGUCCAGUCAGUAUGUCCACAGGUUCAGUGUAGAGACAGUGCAGUGGUACCACACACGACACAGGCAUGUUGUCUCCAGCUCCUUUGACAAAACCAUGAAGGUCUGGGACACUGAGACACUAAAGCCCGCUGAAGUGUUCCAGUUUGAAGGAAACGUCUACUGUCACCACAUGUCCCCCAUUGCCAGGAAACACAGCCUCAUCGCAGUUGGUACCAAAGACCAGAAAGUACAGCUCUGUGACCUGAAGUCUGGCUCACGCAUCCAGGUUUUGCAGGGUCACAGAGGUGAGGUCCUAUCUGUUCGGUGGUCGCCAAGAUAUGAGCACAUUUUAGCUACAGCCAGUACUGACAGCAGGGUGUUGGUGUGGGAUGUGCGUCGGGCCUCAGGGAGCCUGUUCUCUCUGGACCAACACAACGGGGACAAGUCCAAGGCCUCAUCAGAGGCAGUGAACACAGCCCAUAAUGGAAGGGUAAAUGGCCUCUGCUUCACGGUCGACGGCCUCUACCUUCUCACCACGGGAACAGACGACCGCAUGAGGCUGUGGAACAGUGCCAAUGGAAAAAACACACUGGUGAAUUAUGGGAAGGUGAGUAACGAAAGCCGUAAGGGGUUAAAGAUCACGGUGUCUCGUAGCUGCAGCCCGGAGUUUGUGUUUGUACCUUGUGGCAGCUCGGUGGCGGUGUACACUCUACACACCGGGGAACUUGUAACCAUGCUGAGGGGACACUACAACAACGUGGACUGCUGCCAGUUCCACCCCGACUACCAGGAGCUAUACAGCGGGGGUAAAGACUGUAACAUCCUAGCCUGGGUUCCUGUUGUACGACCACCAGACGUGGAAGAAGAAGGGACAGCCGCCAAGGGUGGGAGCCAGGCUACGGUGAAUCCUGCUUUUGAAGACGCAUGGAGCAGUGAUGAGGACUGAUGCAUAAACACAACUGUACAGCCCUACUCCAUCGGACAUAGCUUUAGGAAACUCAUCAUGGUGCUAGCUUCAGGAAUCUCAACAUUUAAAAAAACUACAAAUGCAGUUUAACAACUACUAUGGAGUUGGAGAAUGAACCUUAACAGACUUUGAAUCUCUGUUGUGAUAUCUGAUUUAUCUUUUAUUUUAUAUACAAAAUGGAAAUCUACACUGAGUGUACGAAACAUUAGGAACACCUUCCUAAUAUUCAGUUGCAUCCCCUUUUGCCCUCAGAUCAG